This is a messenger RNA of Amphimedon queenslandica, 300 nucleotides long. Its product is annotated as protein ABHD18-like. The record is from RefSeq and is a predicted model, not a curated record. NCBI's taxonomy places the organism in Eukaryota, Metazoa, Porifera, Demospongiae, Haplosclerida, Niphatidae. The coding region runs from base 22 to 300 and encodes 92 amino acids. The transcript has 3 exons.
CUAAAAAGGGUGUGCUUUAAAAUGGCGGCCGGUGACAGGAUUUAUAGGAGUCUAUUUUCUAACAUAAAGUUCUUUUCUAGGGGAUGGGGACCGAUAGAUACAAUGGAAAGCCUAGCUGGUGUUAUAACGAAUCUUAGUAGGACAAAAUUGCACGAGGAUAUAAAGGAUCACAGCCACCCUAUAAAAACCAAAAAAAUGGCCGAUAAUUCUGAAGGUACUAUGUAUGAAGGUACUUUCCUUUCUCCUCUUGCAACCUUGUUGCCUGGAGUCCUCCCAGAAGAAGCUGAAAUGGCUAGGUGA